Molecule: messenger RNA, 3659 nt
Organism: Amyelois transitella
Lineage: Eukaryota; Metazoa; Arthropoda; Insecta; Lepidoptera; Pyralidae
Gene: pyx
Product: transient receptor potential channel pyrexia
Exons: 14
Coding region: 565-3375 (936 amino acids)
Biological process (GO): monoatomic ion transport; transmembrane transport
Cellular component (GO): membrane
Molecular function (GO): monoatomic ion channel activity; protein binding
Source: RefSeq, a predicted model, not a curated record
UCAUAAUGUAAACAAAAACAAUCGGGCCGUAAUUACGAAUUCCAAGAGUUUGUAUUUUCAGAUGGGAAUUUGUCGGGAAAAUGGAUUCGCGGUAACCGCACGCGUUUUCUACGUGUGCAGUGACUAAUAUUAUUUCUUUAAUCAUACAUUUUAAUUGGCACGAGUAAAAUAUUUCAAGAAAUUUGGUGGCAUUUUCAGAGGAAAAUCUAUUACUGUAAAAAAAUCAACUUUAAACAAGUUAAAUUUUUUAUUAAGAAUUUUUAAUAAAGAAAACUUAAUACAUUAAUUCGGAAUUAAAUAAAAACACUUAAAACUAUGAAUAAUACUUCCUAAAUCGAUUUAGAAUGUAAUGUUUCCUGCUUCUGAGAAAGAUUCCCAAUGAAUUCCUUUGAACCACCAAACCAAACCCGCAAUUACGGCAAAAGUGGGACGCGGUGAGCCGCCAAUCGGAUUAAUGAGGUUAAACAAAUUAUUCAUUAUCGAAAAUGUGGGAUAAAAAUGAAUGCAUCAAGUGGCUUUUCUAAGUGUGUGAUGAAUCUGUGAACAGUGGACGGUCAAAAAGUGAUGUUGUGCGAUUCCGUUCUGGAAAAUAUGCAGCCGAUAUAUCGGGAGGGAAGUUCGCGAUGGUGCGCUGGUAUGAGCCAGCUGACAGAAGAUUCGGACGACGACGACAUUGAGGCUGGAUUUAUAUCCAGUGAUGAGUCUGGUCACGCUGCAGACCUUGCUGAAAGACUGAGGGUUAAACCUUCAAGAGACAUUUGGGAAUUAGAUGAGAUACUACAAAGUUUGAACCAACUGCCCCAUGCAGAUGAAAUAUUGGCUUUUAUAGAAGCUGGACAGUAUGAUACCAUUCUAUGCCUCCAAUCAGAAAUGGACGGUAACCGAACUGCAGUGCUAUGGGCUUGCUGGCUCGGGAAAAGUACACUACUGGACAUGCUUUUGAAAGCAGGGGUUAAUCCUAAUAGCUGUGAUGAUUCCGGCAGGACGUGCCUCCACUUGAGUUGUUUAGUAGGAAGCGCCGAAUGUGCCAAAUUGUUAUUAGAAUAUCAUGCAGAUCCAAAUAUGUGGGAUUCUUACAGCGAAAGAAAAGCUACACCAUUGCAUUGUGCUGCUAGUGCCAAAUCACUGGCAUGUGUUAAGGUAUUAAUAGAGUAUGGAGCUGACGUAAAUGCAGGUCUGGAUGAUCGCUCCCCAUUGCACUAUGCUGUGUUGAGUGACGCUACAGAUGUAGUCAGCGCAUUAUUAGAAGCGGGUGCAUGUCCAGACACUCCACAGGUAUUUACAGAGACCCCGCUCCAUGUAGCGGCUUCUUUAGGUUUAGCGCAAUGUGCCAAGUUGUUGUUGGAUGCUGGAGCCGACGUCAGGGCUGCGAUGGGCACUGGUCGCGCUACAGCCUUACAUUUGGCCGCAGAGGAUGGGCACGCAGAAUGUGCGAAAGUACUUCUAGAUCACGGAGCUCGCAUUGAUUGGCCAAAUUUUAGGGGACAGACUCCACUUCAUUUAGCGGCUUUAGCGCAAUCUGUAGAAGUUGUGGAGUUAUUAGUAGGCCGAUACGCAAACGUUCGUGCUCGGGAUAAUGAUGGAAGAACACCUCUACACGGAGCUAUAGUACGAGGAGCCAGAGCUUGUGAUGUGGCGCGGUUGUUGCUGUCAGUGGGAGCAGAUCCUAAUGCUCCUGACAAUUUCGGAUACACUCCAUUGCAUAUUGCCGCUUUGAAUGAGUUCUCCGCAUGUGUACUGUUAUUAUUAGAUUAUGGAGGUGACGUAACUCUUCGAACGAAUGGUGGUGUAUCAGCACUUGCGUUUAUAGUUCGUCGAGUUCCAGAUGUGAUACCACGGUACUUAAGCAAGUUCGACGAUGCAGUUCAUGUCAGUGAACAUGAGUUAGGAGAUGUGGAUUGCGAGCUAACGAUAGAUUUCAGGCCGCUGGUACCAUGUGUCACUCGUGGGGAAGCUGAAUUACUUCUUGCUUUUAUUGAGGUUGGCCGAAAAGAUGUCUUAAAACACCCAGUAGCCGAAACGUUUCUCUUCCUUAAAUGGCGAAUAAUAAGAAAGUUCUUCGUCCUUAGUUUUAUUUAUCAUGCUCUUUUUAUUUCGCUGUACAGUUUAUAUAUUCUUCAAAUCUUUCUGUGUGCCGACGUAACCUGUGAUGUGCCGACAUAUCUCAGACCCGUUCAAUAUCUCAUCCUUCUACUGAAUCUCUGUUUCAUGUUCAAGGAAAUAUUCCAGGCUUGCCUUGACUGGUCAGCGUAUAUCCGGCAGUGGGAGAAUUGGUUACAAUGUGUCAUCGUUUUUGGAGUAUUCUUAUGUACAAUACCAUACUGGGACAUGGACCAAGGGACCAUAAGAUCCAACACUUCCAACUGGCAGCAUGACGUGGCCGCAGUUACCAUAUUCUUCUGUUGGCUCGAGUUGAUGAUGAUCAUCGGACGGUUCCCGACCUUCGGGUUGUAUGUACAAAUGUUUACUACAGUGACAGUAAACUUCGCAACGUUUCUGCUCGCGUACAGCUGCCUCCUAGUUGCGUUUGGGCUCGCAUUCAGCGUUCUAUUCAGCAACUACCCCGCCUUCCACCUCCCCGCUGGUCUCGUGAAGACUGUUAUGAUGAUGUCAGGGGAGCUCGAGUAUGAAGACAUAUUCUAUAGCAACUGCACAAAUUCACAGAUCCAGUACCCUCUGACCGCCCAUGGCAUGUUCCUGAUAUUUGUGCUUUUAGUCACUGUUAUACUGACGAAUUUGCUGGUUGGAUUGGCAGUUAGUGAUAUACAGGCAUUACAAGAGAGCGCGGGCUUGGACCGGCUGGUGCGGCAGACGCAGUUGGUUGCUCACCUCGAGAGCAUGCUGUUCAGUUCCCUGCUGACGUGUGCGCCGAAACAGCUACUCGCCAUGCUGCGGUGGGGGGCGCUGCUGACUGCCUCCCAUACGCGCACGCUUAACAUUAGACCCAACGAUCCGAGGGAGAACAGAAUACCGAAGGAGCUUAUAGCCUCAAUAUACAAGAUGGUGGCCAGUCGUAAAAGCACCAAGAGAAGUAUACGAAAGAACAACAACUACGAAUGCAAAAUAAGACAGUGCAAGGAUGAAGAAGACAAUGAAAAGGUUCAACAGCAACAAGUCAAAAGGAAAAGCUAUCUGUAUGACAGAUUCUCAUCUGAGAGUCAACAGGUUGAAAGAAGAAAAAGGACAACCUCAGGAUCCACUGAGAAUAAACCAAGACCCGUCUCUUUGAAUAUUAACACUAUACAAGAAAUAUGUAUGGUCGACAUAAAAACACAGCUAUCAGAUUUGACAAAAAAGGUCAAUCAACUAAUUGAAGCUUCGGAGUCGAGGCUGAGCCUGAUUGAAAAGAAGUUGGAUGAUAUUCAGCCACCCUGAUCAGUUAGAUAUAAGUGUAUAAUUUUAUUAGAAAAGGUUCCUAUGACAAUAUUAAAAUUUAUCAAUAUGCUUCCAAUAUAAUUAAAUUUAUGUGUGGAUUUGGUUUGAUAAAUAAAUGAUUUAAGGAUAAAUGAAUCAGUAAUUGUUGAUUUGACAAAUACAUCAAAUAUUUCAAGGAAUAUUCCUGUGAAGUUAAAUCAAUGUAAAUCAUAAUAAAUCACUUAAGUGCCUUAUGCUCUAGUCACUAAGGAUACUUUAUAUUAUACAAUGUAUUUAUAACAAUA